Xenopus laevis (African clawed frog) is the source of this 1320-nucleotide messenger RNA. It is a transcript of the gene sh3bgrl.L, whose product is annotated as SH3 domain binding glutamate-rich protein like L homeolog. NCBI's taxonomy places the organism in Eukaryota, Metazoa, Chordata, Amphibia, Anura, Pipidae. The record is from RefSeq and is marked provisional. Gene Ontology annotation, cellular component: plasma membrane; cytoplasm; nucleus.
CGCAGCAGCAGCAGUUCCAGUAGUGAGACAGCGGCAGCAUCGCCCACACAGGAGAUCCCAUCGGCGCAAGAAGGAGGGGUGCAGCAAACGAAAGCUUUUAUAGAAGAGCAGAAAUAGUAAGAGGGAAAGAAGCAAGUACAUCGCUGCCUGGCUGGACGCAGAGCGACAACAAAGCAUCCUUAUCCAGCUGUGCCGGAGUCAGGAUGGUGAUUAAAGUUUAUAUCGCGACGUCUUCAGGCUCCACAUCGAUUAAGAAGAAACAGCAAGAUGUCCUAGGGUUUUUACACGCUGUUAAAAUUGAAUAUGAAGAGAAAGAUAUUGCCGCCAAUGAGGAGAAUCGAAAGUGGAUGAGAGAGAAUGUUCCUGAGAAUUGCCGACCAACAAAUGGCAACCCACUGCCUCCUCAGAUCUUCAAUGAAUGCAAAUAUUGUGGGGAUUAUGAUGCCUUCUUUGAAGCACGAGAGAAUAAUGUAGUCUAUGCCUUCCUUGGGUUGACAGCUCCACCUGGUUCAAAGGAAGCUGAGGCUCUGGCAAAGCAGAAUGCUGAAUCAUCCUAACCUGAAUGAUCCAGAACCAAACCAAACGUUCCACAGCUUUUCCAAGCCUCCAAAAUGCGCUUCAGCUAAACAAAACAAUGUAUCUCCGCUAAACUCUUAACCCUUUAAUGUAAAAUUGUAUUACUGGCUUCUUUGGCAGCGUGGGGGUUGGCUGUUUUCUGCGAGUGAUGAAGAUGCAAUUGUACGUGCCAAAAGUAUCUCUUGUAUUAAUAAGAAAACAGGAGGGAAAGGCCAUUGUAGGAAAAGUAAUUGGCAGUUUUAUAAACGUAACACAAUAGUUGUAAAUUAUUUGAUAUCUGGUGCCACCCCUUAUUUCUUUCUCAGAAGAACAUAGACCUUUUGAUUUUCCCUUUAAACACAGGAAAUUAGGAAAUCAUUUGCAACGUUUUCCUAAAUUCUGACAGUAUAAUGUCUGUUUGUGACCAAUUUCUCUUUUUCUGAAAUAUAUUUUUGUUAUGAUGAAUGGAAGGUGGAAAACAAGGCAACAUCGGACACAAAGGUGCACUGAAAGGUUUUUGGUGCAGGGACCAUGAACAUGGUACUAAUUCUGGUUACCAUAAUGAAGUUAGAGAGAAACUAAGGGCAGAAUAAAUCAACAUCUGUGGUUGCUUCCCCUGAAAUAAAUUAAGAGUUUGCUGACAGGACAACAUAGAACUUCUGCUGCGCUAUAUUAGUUCUUAACAUGGUAUACAUAUAUAAAAUAUUAUUAUAACGUACAUUGCUAUAGUGUACCAAGGCUAUCCAGAACAGCAUUCACCCCAAA